AUGUUCGUCGACAUUUUCGAUCAGCUCUACAUCUCGUACGCGGCGGUCGUCUCCACUCUCGGGGUUCUUCUCAACGUCUUCCUUCUCUUUCUGAUCUUCUUCAAAAGUCCUGCCUGUCUGACUCCGUACACCGUCUUCCUGGCCAACACUUCCAUCACUCAACUGCUCUACUCGAUCUGUUUCAUUCUAACGAUACCGAGGUAUGCGUGCGGUCCCUUCUUCUGACUAACUGAUCACUUUCAGAGUGAUAUCCGUGAAUCUGCGGAUAGUCAACAUUUAUCUCGGUGUUUCUCAGUUUCUCGGUCACUGGUGGAGUUACAUGAUAUUUGUGACGAUGCGUACGAGUUUGAGAAGAUGUUCAUCCACGGCAAUGUUCUUUUUCAGUGCACUUCGCAGUGAACUCCUUCCUCUCCAUCAUGCUUUCAAUGGUCUUCCGGUGUAUAUCUCUGAAGACCCUUCGGUUUCCGACGUCUGGAGCUUUCGUCAUGUGUAUUCUAGCGUAUAUGAUCCCUUUGAGCAUGGUCGUCUGUAUUCGGGACAUUGACUUCACUUCUGAUUUCACAAUCAACAGUAACUAUACUCUUUGGCAGCUGGAGAAUUUGGAAAAGUACAAUACGGUUGUCGGGACUAGUGUCGCACAGGUACAAACUUUCAGAGUUCAAUAAACUUUUCCUUCAUUCAGCUCUCCACACUCUGGGUCGCAUGUUGCGUGAGUCUUCUUUGCGUUCCCAUCUAUAGUGUCAUGUUCUACUGUCGCUACCGUAUCCUUCGAAUGCUCGAACGGCCUGGCUAUCUGUUCAACACUACCACAACUUGGCAGAUCAGAAGACUGGUCAAAGUGAGUAUAUGUCAUUCUUUAACAAAAAAAACCAUUUGAUUUCAGGCACUGACGGUCCAAUCCAUGAUUCCUGUUUUCACUCUGUUUCCCGCCUCGAUCAUCUUCCUGUCGACACAGUUCCACGUGAUCGAGACCACAAAGUUCGGCUAUCUGAUCAUAUCGCUUCUGAGUUUAAGUGAGUAACCAGAAGAAAUGAAAUCAAUCCGUGAAAGAACGUUCGUAAAAACAUGCGUAUCCAGCUGGAAUAGUUAUUGUCAACAAGCAGUUAGUUAGGUCUUGUUGAGCCCGUACAGAAAAGAAGAAAUAAGGAAGUCAGAGAAUCCGUAACGUUUGCCCACACAUCCAAGUUUCCAGGCCCAACGAUCGAUCCCCUGGUGACCAUAUACUACGUGCAACCCUAUCGAAAGUACAUCGUCGACCUGCUGUGGUUUGAGGAACGUCCCGCCAUCUCGCCGUUCCUAUCCGGCAACGAUCCCCGUUGCUACCGAAGCCGUUCGAGCAGCGUGCUCAUGAUGCGCAACACGCACUUCGUCUGA
Caenorhabditis sp. 36 PRJEB53466 is the source of this 1374-nucleotide messenger RNA. Lineage: Eukaryota; Metazoa; Nematoda; Chromadorea; Rhabditida; Rhabditidae. The record is from the annotation of a GenBank genome assembly.